Molecule: messenger RNA, 9095 nt
Organism: Oryzias latipes (Japanese medaka)
Lineage: Eukaryota; Metazoa; Chordata; Actinopteri; Beloniformes; Adrianichthyidae
Source: RefSeq, a predicted model, not a curated record
AGCCUGAAUGCGGCUCAUCUUCAUUCAUGCUGAGCGCGGCUCCGUGUGCGCGCCGAUCUGCAGAGCCGGGCUUCGGAACCGCCGCUCUCUGACCAGCCAAGCGGGCAUGGAAGCGACUUCCUCUGCGAACCGGACCGCCUGAAGGGGAAUGCUGAGCAGGGUGAACGCGGAGGACGCCUUUUCCUGGCUGGUGACGGAUGAGGCCGAUGGAGGGAUGAGGAUAUAAGAAGAAGAGGAGGAAGAAACGGAAGUGGAAAACAAUUGCUUGGAAAUUUCUUCUUUUGUUUCAGUAGUACGUUGCGCUCUUGUACGGGACCGACUGCUGUCAAAAGUACAGACACCCUCUUGCUCACACGUUCCCUUCCCCCUCCAUCAUGUCCUCCCACUUCAGUCCACCCCUUGUCAUCCUCCCCUUCAUCCUUGUCCUCUCCUUUGGCUCCACCUCUCCUACCUCCUCCUCCUUCUUUUCCUUCUCUCCCCCGGAAGGAGGUCUCACUCAUUUGGUGGUCCACAACAGAACUGGAGAAGUCUAUCUGGGUGCCGUCAACUGGAUCUACAAGCUUUCAAGCAACCUCACCAAACUGCGAAGCCACGUGACUGGUCCCGUCACGGACAACCCUCGGUGUUACCCCCCCCCUGGUGUGCAGUCCUGCCCCCACGAGCUGGUGCAAACUUCAAAUGUCAAUAAACUUCUGCUGCUCGAUGCGGCCCACAACCGUUUAAUUGCAUGUGGGAGUACUUCCCAGGGAAUCUGCCAGUUCCUACGUCUGGAUGAUUUAUUUAAGCUUGGGGAGCCCCACCACCGUAAAGAGCAUUAUCUAUCCAGCGUGGCUGAAGCAGGCACCAUGUCAGGGGUGGUCAUCUCCCCAGAUAUCUUUAGCGGGGACGGCAAACUAUUUGUUGGUACUCCAAUCGAUGGAAAGUCCGAGUACUUCCCAACGCUGUCAAGUCGCAAGCUGAUGUCCAACGAGGAGAAUGCCGACAUGUUCAGCUUUGUUUACCAGGAUGAGUUUGUCUCAUCUCAGCUUAAGAUUCCCUCUGACACACUCUCCAAGUUCCCCGCAUUUGAUAUCUACUACAUCUACGGCUUCAACAGUGAGCAGUUUGUGUACUACCUGACCUUACAGCUCGACACACAGCUCACCUCACCAGAUGCAAGCAGUGAGCAGUUCUUCUCGUCUAAGAUUGUCCGGCUUUGUGUUGACGAUCCAAAGUUCUACUCCUACGUCGAAUUCCCCAUCGGUUGCACCAAAAACGGAGUGGAGUACCGCUUGGUUCAGGAUGCCUACUUGGCCCGGCCGGGGGCCCGUUUAGCCCGAUCACUCGGCAUCAGGGAGCACGAGGAAGUUCUGUUCACCGUGUUCGCCCAGGGUCAAAAGAACAGAGCCAAACCACCCAAGGAGACGGCUCUGUGUCUGUUUACAAUGAGGCAGAUAAAAGAGAAGAUCAAAGAGAGGAUUCAGUCGUGCUACAGAGGAGAAGGGAAGCUCUCCCUGCCUUGGCUGCUCAACAAGGAGCUGGCCUGCAUCAACUCGCCGCUGCAGAUAGACGAUGACUUUUGCGGCCAAGACUUCAACCAGCCCCUGGGGGGCACGUCCGCCAUUGAGGGCAUCCCGCUUUACGUGGACAAAGACGACGGCAUGACCUCUAUUGCUGCCUAUGACUAUCGAGGGAACACGGUGGCUUUCACGGGCACUCGCAGUGGACGCGUCAAGAAGAUUCAGGUCAAUUCAAUUUCCCAGCCGGCUCUGCUGUAUGAGAAUGUGGUGGUGAGCGACGGGAACCCCAUCCUGAGAGAUCUCCUCUUCAGCCCGGAUCAUCAGUUCCUGUACGCCCUGACUGAUAAACAGGUCACUCGUGUAUCAGUGGAGAGCUGCGAGCAGUACACUUCCUGUGGAGAGUGCUUGGGAUCAGGAGAUCCUCACUGUGGCUGGUGUGUUCUACACAACGUAUGCUCACGCAGGGAUCGCUGCGAGCGAGCUGACGAGCCGCAGCGUUUCACCAGCAGAGUGGAGCAGUGCGUCCAUCUCUCCGUUCACCCAGAGACCAUUUCUGUCACCAUGUCAGAAGUGCAGCUGGUGCUUCAAGCGCAGAAUGUGCCCAGCCUGUCAGCUGGAGUUAACUGCUCCUUUGAGGACUACGUAGAGACGGAAGGACGCAUCUACAGCGGACGGAUCUUCUGCUUGUCUCCUUCUACUAAAGAUGUUGCACCCAUCACACGAGAUCAGGGUGACCAGCGUGUCAUUCGCUUGUACCUGAAGUCGAAGGAGACGGGGAAGAAGUUUGCCAGCGUUCUGUUCGUCUUCUACAACUGCAGCGUCCACCAAUCGUGUCUAUCCUGCGUGAAUGCAAACUUCCCCUGCCACUGGUGCAAAUAUCGCCACAUGUGCACUCAAGAUGCCAGCGACUGCUCUUUUCAGGAGGGGCGAGUCAACACGUCACAGGAGUGCCCUCAGAUCCUGCCCUCCACCCAGAUUUAUAUCCCCGCUGGGGUAAUGAGGCCGAUUACACUUCUGGCCCAGAACCUGCCCCAGCCUCAGUCUGGACAGCGAAACUAUGAGUGCAUCUUCCACAUCCAGGGCAGCGUGCACAGCGUCCCUGCUCUCAGGUUCAACAGCAGCAGCAUCCAGUGUCAGAAGACCACGUACGACUACGAGGGCAGUGACAUCAGUGACCUCCCGGUUGACCUUUCUGUGGUGUGGAACGGCAACUUUGUCAUCGACAACCCCUUCAACAUUCAAGCUCACCUUUACAAGUGCAGAGCGUUGCGGGACAGCUGCGGGAUGUGCUUGAAGGCCGACCCGCGCUUUGAAUGUGGCUGGUGCAUUCAAGACAAGAAGUGCUCCUUAAGACAGGAGUGCACCAGCGGAGGAAACUCCCAUCAGCCACUGCAGUUGGCUGAAGGAGCAGGAUGGAUGCACGCCACAUCGGGAAACAGCCGCUGCACCCACCCAAAAAUCACCAAGUUGUUCCCUGAGACGGGGCCCCGCCAAGGGGGCACCAGGCUGACCAUCUUGGGCGAAAACCUGGGUCUGGAAUUCAGAGACAUCCAGAUGGGCGUCAGGGUGGGGAAGGUGCCGUGUGUGCCCAUUGAGGACGAGUACGUCAGUGCAGAAAGAAUAGUGUGUCUGCUGAACGACGCUACCAGCUACAGAGUCCAAGAGGCCCAGGUGGAGGUGUGUGUGAGGGAUUGCGUCAACGACUACAGAGCCCUGUCGCCAAGGCCGUUCACCUUUGUGACUCCAUUCUUCACCCGUAUCCAGCCUUCUCAAGGACCCGUCUCAGGAGGAACCCGGGUCACCAUUGAGGGAAGCUACCUGAACGCCGGCAGCUAUGUGUCUGUCAGCAUCGGCCUACAGUCGUGCCAUUUCAAGAGGAGGAACGCCCGUGAGAUGGUCUGCGUUUCCCCAGCUGGAAUGGCAGCAGGCGCCGCCUCGGUGCUGGUGGACAUUGAUGACGCGGAGCUCAGGAACCCAGAGGUCAAAUUUAUCUACACUGAAGACCCCACGAUCCUGAGAAUAGAGCCUGACUGGAGCAUUGCCAGUGGUGGGACUCUGCUGACAGUGAGCGGAACCAACCUGGCAACCAUCCGGGAACCGAAGAUCAGGGCCAAAUAUGGGCAGGCAGAGUCCUUUCAUAACUGUACGGUGUUCAACAAUUCUGUCAUGGUGUGCCUCGCCCCGUCAGUCGCUGACUCUGAGCUUGGCUUUUCUGAGACCGGCACUGGCCCAGAUGAGAUCGGAUUCUACAUGGACAACGUCAACGCCCUGGUGGUGGUCAACGAAACCUUCAACUACUACCCAGACCCUGUCUUUGAACCGCUGAGUCCAUCCGGCAUCCUGGAGCUCAAACCUCCAUCACCUCUGAUUCUCAAGGGUCGGAACCUGAUCCCGGCGGCUCCAGGUAACAAUCGCCUGAACUACACGGUCCUGAUCGGAGAGACGCCGUGCAUCCUCACGCUGUCUGAGAGCCAGCUGCUGUGCGAAUGGCCCAACCUGACCGGACAACACAAAGUCACGAUCCGUGCUGGUGGCUUCGAGUACUCUCCAGGGACUCUUCAGAUCUACUCCGACAGCCUGCUGACUCUUCCUGCCAUCAUUGGCAUCGGAGGGGGAGGCGGCCUGUUGCUGUUGGUCAUCAUUGCUGUGCUGAUAGCCUACAAAAGGAAGUCCAGAGACGCAGACCGCACCCUGAAACGUCUGCAGCUCCAGAUGGACAACCUGGAGUCCAGAGUGGCCUUGGAGUGUAAAGAAGCCUUUGCCGAGCUUCAGACGGACAUUCACGAGCUGACCCAGGAACUGGACGGAGCUGGAAUUCCCUUCCUGGACUAUCGCACGUACGCCAUGAGGGUCCUGUUUCCCGGGAUUGAGGACCACCCUGUGCUUAAGGAGAUGGAGGUACGGGUCCAAGCAAAUGUUGAGAAGGCACUCACACUUUUUGGCCAGCUGCUGACCAAGAAGCACUUUCUGCUGACUUUCAUACGAACCCUGGAGGCGCAGAGGUCGUUUUCCAUGCGGGAUCGUGGCAAUGUGGCGUCUCUGAUCAUGACGGCCUUGCAGGGGGAGAUGGAGUAUGCAACAGGGGUCCUGAAACAGCUGCUGUCCGACCUGAUAGACAGAAACCUGGAGAGCAAAAACCAUCCUAAGCUGCUGUUAAGGAGAACGGAGUCGGUUGCUGAAAAGAUGCUGACCAACUGGUUUACAUUCCUGUUGUAUAAGUUCCUCAAGGAGUGUGCGGGAGAACCUCUGUUCAUGCUGUACUGUGCCAUCAAGCAACAGAUGGAGAAGGGCCCCAUUGACGCCAUCACAGGAGAGGCCCGCUAUUCUCUUAGUGAGGACAAGCUCAUCCGACAGCAGAUUGACUACAAAACACUGACGCUGCACUGUGUAAACCCCGAGAACGAGAACGCCCCCGAGGUGACAGUGAAGUGUCUGAACUGCGACACCAUCACUCAGGUCAAAGAGAAGCUGCUGGAUGCUGUGUACAAAGGCAGUCCCUAUUCACAGCGGCCAAAGGCCUCUGACAUGGACCUGGAAUGGCGUCAGGGUCGAAUGGCCAGGAUCAUCCUGCAGGAUGAAGACGUCACAACCAAGAUCGACAAUGACUGGAAACGACUCAACACACUGGCUCACUAUCAGGUAACAGACAGCUCAGUCAUCGCCCUGGUGCCAAAGCAGAACUCUGCCUACAACAUCUCCAACUCCUCCACCUUCACAAAGAGCCUCAGCAGAUACGAGAGCAUGCUGAGGACAGCCAGCAGUCCAGACAGCUUGCGAUCCCGAACGCCAAUGAUCACACCUGACCUGGAGAGUGGAACCAAACUGUGGCAUUUGGUGAAGAACCACGACCACUCAGAUCAAAGGGAGGGUGACCGAGGAAGCAAGAUGGUCUCCGAGAUCUACCUGACCAGACUGCUCGCCACAAAAGGAACUCUACAGAAAUUUGUGGAUGACUUGUUUGAAACCAUCUUCAGCACCGCCCACAGAGGCAGCGCACUGCCGCUGGCUAUCAAAUACAUGUUCGACUUCCUGGACGAGCAGGCCGACAAGCACUCCAUCACAGACUACGACGUACGACACACCUGGAAGAGCAACUGUCUUCCUCUGCGCUUUUGGGUGAACGUCAUCAAAAACCCACAGUUUGUGUUUGACAUCCAUAAGAACAGCAUCACGGACGCCUGCCUCUCCGUGGUGGCUCAAACCUUCAUGGACUCCUGUUCGACGUCUGAGCACAAACUGGGAAAAGACUCGCCCUCCAAUAAGCUCCUCUACGCUAAAGACAUCCCCAACUACAAGAACUGGGUAGAGAGAUAUUACUCGGAUAUCUCCCGAAUGCCAGCAAUCAGUGAUCAGGACAUGAGUGCCUACCUAGCAGAGCAGUCCCGGCUGCACCUCAGCCAGUUCAACAGCAUGUCGGCGCUGCACGAAAUCUACACCUACAUCAUCAAGUACAAAGACGAGAUCCUGUCUGCGCUACAGAAAGACGAACAGUCACGCCGGCAGCGGCUACGAGGCAAACUAGAGCAGGUCAUCGACACCAUGGCUCUGGCCAGCUGAGGACCGGCCCAGUUUGUGCAGAACUGGAUUAACAAAAAAAAAAACACACACCUUGUGAUUAUUUUUUUUGAUGUCUGUAAAACUUACAACCUACAGUCAAGGAAAUGACUGGAAGGACACAGGCACCCAGCAGCAGCAGCACACAGGAGCAAGCGCCUCCUUCUGUUCCCCUCAACGUCUCUUUCCUGAGCCACUAAUCCAACAAGGGCCACCCAAAUCAAACAUGGACCUGACAUCACUCAGCUGGAGUGAACGCGUAACUGCCAAGGCUGUGGCUCAGACAGUCAAAACCCAGGAAUCUCUUCGGCCCUCUCGUUUAUCCUUUUGCUUCUGCUGACCUCCAGAGGACACGAAAGGUCAGGGACGGCUGCAGAGGCGCUGAGGACGGACCUUCUCCAACCCCCACCCCCAGUGCUGUGCCACUUGUGUUACUGCUGAAUUUGCACAACAAAGCUAAAUCAAAAGAGAGGAUAUAUGAAAAAUCUAUAUAGAUAUAUAAAUAAAACCCGCUGUUUUUAAAACAAAUGAGAAGUUUAAAAAAAAAACAUUUUCCAUUUAAGUGUAUAAAUUUCAGAAGGUUUGAUAUUUCCUAGAUGAAAACUUUAGAAAAACACAAGGAAAAAGUCGUCUUGUGCCAUGUUUUAUUUUGAAUGUCGUUCAGUGCAAAGAAACUCCUUUUCGUUAGAUGAAACGUGCAAAUAUGAAAAUGUUGUCAUGCCUAGUGACUCAAAGUUUAAUUAUAGGUAAGUGGCAGGAGAAAAAAGCUUGAUUGAAAUACAGAAACUCUUUGUUAAAGAAGGUUUUUAGGGCCAUUUGUGAUACUUUCCUGGGCUCUAAAGAAGACGUGUGUCUGCUCAGCCAGCCAACCUACAGUGCUCUUGUGUUUCGUUUUAGAGAAACCAAAUACAUCACGGUCAGCUGAUUUCAACUCCUGCCCUCUAACAGCAUUUCUAAGGUGUGCCGUCCAAACCCAGGCCCGUCAGUGAUAUCUGUUUUUUGGUCAGCUAAAGAGCCCUUUUCUCCUUUUUCUUUUUAAAUGUGAAUGUGAUUUUUUGAAAAGUUUAAUGACAUGUAGCUUGAGAUUUGUGAGUGUUUUUGUACACAGUGAAGGCCUUUCUCUUUUUUUCUGUUUGGUGGUCAUAAUGGGGUAAAAAAAAGAGAAGAAAAAUGAGUUUGAAUGAUUUCAAAAAGCUGGAGUUUUCUUACAGGUCCAAACGUCUUCAUCAAACGCUUUGAAAACAUGGCUUUGGAUCUCUGAAACAGGAACCAGUACCUCAAGAACCAUGACUUCUUCUUCCCUUCAGCCAGUGCUUCCCUCUGAUUUGACAAUUUGUUCAGAGAGUUAGGAUUUUCUGAAUGAGCUCACACCUUUUCUGUAUAAUCUCUAAAUUCAUGUCAUGGGUGAAACAGAUCUGGAUUUCUUAUUUUCUUUCCUCAGUCUUAACGAGAGAUCAAUUGUAAAACCUGCAAAAAUGAAUAGAAUCUUUUUAUUCCCAUUUUUAAACACACACUUUUACAUUUAAAGCAGUGCUGUGAACAAAGAAAAGUGUGGCCAACACCCAAAGGUGACUGACAAUUCCGUCUGUGCCGAGUGAUAAUUACUCCGUCACCUGAUUUAGAAGUUUUAAAAUGAACACCUGUGCUAUUUAAGACCCUCCUUUUUUUUUUAUUUUGCGCUGUAAAAGAAAAGUAUUUUAUGCUUUGUUUUGUGCUAAUUUGUCACACAAUUAAUGAAGACUUAAAACUGAUUUUUAAAAUUCAAAAGUGCAGUUUCAAUCAAGGCAAAAACAGAAAAAAAUCUGUUAAAACCUUUCUCCAAAAAAGAUAGAAGUCUAGAAACCCUUUAGGUAGUCAUCUCUUUUGGGGUCAACAGCUGCAGUCUGAAAUUUGCAUUUAUUAGUCUUUAAUGUUUCUGCAGCUACAUUUCUUUAUUAGGAGAUUGCUAGAAUAUUUUUAUCAUUAUUACAAUUACAAAAAGUAGCUCAAACUGAAUUAUUAUUGUAAAUGGCGUCUUCUUAAUUACCACUUUGUCUACCUUUCUUAAAGGCCCAAAAUGUUUACUGUCUGGUUCACACAUUAAUAGUGGCUCUGCUGCCUUGCACAGGCGCCAGCCUAAGACCACCAGGAGCAAUGUGGGGUUCCGUGUCUGGCCCAAGGACACUUUGACAGGAAUCAAACCUGUCAUUUUCUGAUCAGAUGUCAACGGUUCUGCCUCUGCACCAUGGCUGCCCCACAUAUGCUGAAAGACUAUGAAAAUACAAGCAAACCGACAGGAUCCCCAGAAAUCGUGAUAAACAACCAAAACUAUUCUGAAAAAUAUAAACUGCAUCCACUGCUGGUUGCUGUCUAAAUAGUCAAAGUCCUGCAGUCCUUCACGGCUUUUGGCUGCUUGAUAAUCCUCGGAAAAGUUCUUCAACCGUAAAGGUUUUACAUGACACAAAUCUAUUGUUAGUUUGAGGGUCUAAAUUACUUAAGGUGGACAAACAUGAAUACAAUUUAAGGGGGCACAUACUUCCAGAUCAUUCCUCAGUUUCUGUUCAUCGACUUCCUCAUCCAGACCGUCAUCCAUCUGAGACUCUGCAUUUUUAAUCUCACAGCACAAACUUGUGUUUGGACAAAACUAAACUGUUCUGUGUGUUCUUUAGUACUUGAACCACUGAUCUACACAGGGUAAAACGACAUGCAGAGCAAGCUGACCAAAGCCUUUUUUUCUUUCGUCCACAUCAGAAAGACUGUGAGAAAAAGCCUUUAUUUUUAUUUUAUUUUUUGCUUUUCUGUUCUUCCAGGAAAACGAUUGUAGAGUUCAGUUUGUCAUUUAAGUAUUUGCUGUUGAUUUUUUAUUCUUGUGUAGUGAAUUCAUUUUCCUUCCAUGUACAGACUCGUAAAGACAUUCUGCUCAAUCUCAAUGACUGAAAUGAAAUGUCUGGGCUUGUGAAUACUUACACUGAAGCUUUUUGAUGAAAACUUGUAAACAUUAUUUUGAUGAUUUUGAAAGACUUUUGAGAGGAGAAAACAAAUAAUAAGCAAACUGGGGGCUGA